This is a messenger RNA of Daktulosphaira vitifoliae (grape phylloxera), 1248 nucleotides long. RefSeq names its product geminin-like. The transcript is spliced from 6 exons. The coding region runs from base 262 to 831 and encodes 189 amino acids. Gene Ontology annotation, biological process: regulation of DNA replication. The record is from RefSeq and is a predicted model, not a curated record. Lineage: Eukaryota; Metazoa; Arthropoda; Insecta; Hemiptera; Phylloxeridae.
GGCUCUUUGAAUAAUGUCACAACGGUUUUCCAAAUUUUUUAUUCGUCGUAAUUGACUACGUGUUUUUGAUAAAUUAUUUUUUUUGGUUUUAUCCACUAAAUGUUAUACAAAUUUAUUUAUUUAGCGAUAAAAAAUUAAUUAUAUAUUUUACUAAAUCGUUGAUAAAUAAAGCUGAAGACAAAAUUUAAAUGGAAUAUUUUUGACUUUGAACCAAUAUUAACUAGUAUCAAAGUUAGCAAUUACCAUAGCUAUUUUUUUUUUAUGAACAGAAUUAAAAGACUGACGAUGAAAACUGUUUCGGAAAAUGCUUCUAUUGGUUUGCCAAACAAGACUUCUGAUGUCAAAAAAGCUCCUCGAAAAUGUCUUCAAACAUUACAACUUGGAGCAGAUUCUGCAAAAAAUAAAGAAAAUCUUGUAGGGUCUGGAAGGUCUCAAGAAAAAAUAACUAAAGAUGUUAAAAAAGCAAAAUUUCUUAAAAAAUCAGAAAAUGAAAACUCAAAUGAAAAAAAAAUUAAGGAAAAAAACUCUUCUGUAGCAAAAGUGAACCCAAAUUUGUACAAAAAACUGAUAAUUGAUGAUCUUAUCUCGACUGUGGGUCCUAGUGAAAAAUAUUGGGAAGUUAUUGCUGAACGCCGCAGAAAAGCAUUAGAGGAUACAUUAGAAGAAAACAGAAAAUUAAAAUCAUGGGUACUGGCAUUGGAAGAAGAAAAUAAAUCUUGCAAGGAAUUACUUGAAAAAACAACAGAUAUCGUAAAAACUUUGCAGGAAUGUUUAAAUGAAGAAAAUUAUGAUGAGAAAUAUGAUAACCUUACAAUUGGUGAUGUAAAGUAGUCUUAUAACACUAAGGAUCAAACUGAAUAUUAUGCCUAUUUUUUUUAAGUUACUACAUGAAACAUAUUGUUUCUUUUUAAAUCCUACUAGACAUUAUAUAUUUUUAUUAAUGAUACAAACAAUUUACAUGUUGAUUUAUUUUGAAUUUAAAUGAGUGUAAAUAAUUUUUGUUAAUUAUAAUCUAACAAUGAAUCAAUGAAAUUUUAAACUUUUUACUGUAAACACAAUUUGGCUAAAAAAAAUUUGUAUAAGAUUUUAUAAUUUAUUAUUUAUUAGCCAACUCUUUACUUAAGCUAUAAAUUCUUAAUUUUGAGUGUGUUUAAUUAUGCAAUUCAUUUUUAUUUUUAAUUUGCUGUGUAAUGAUUCUUUUUAAUGAAAUAAUGAUUAAUACAAAUACAUUUUUUUAUAAAAUAUGAA